UUGAGACGCUGUCGUUCUGCUGGUGUUGACACACCAAUCCCUCCCUCUCCUUCCAUCCAUCCAGCCGUCCUUCCACCUCGUCCAACGUUCCCAACUUCACCCCGUCCUAAGUCUCUCGCGCCCCGUAGUCCAAAGGCACCGCUGUCCUUUCUCCCAACACACAAGCACACACACAAGCACACGCGUGGCAUGUCCAGCGAAGCGCUGUUCCUGGCGUUCCUGGGUGUUGUGACGUGGAUUUUGCUGCGGGCCACAAGCAACGAGCCGCGUCGCGCAGAUGUCGACGUCAGCAAGUAUGCGCAGUGGACGCCGAAGGACACCGGCGUUUACCUGCGCGAGCAAGGGUACACGGACGAGCACAUCGCGGCAUUCGUAAGGGCCAUGAAGAAGCACAGCUUGCGGGGAAACAUUUUGCCCAGCUUAACAGAAGCAGACCUGCAGCAUCAGCUGGAGAUCGACAACGCGCUGACGAGGAAGCAGAUGGUGGCGGACUUCCAGCUGCUUCCUGCAGCAGCACACGCGCAGCGAGCCCAGGACAGCCCGCGCCGAUCCCACGCAGACCCGUACCAAAAGGACCUGAAGCCCAACGGGACGUCAAUCAUUGGCGGCCUGUUCAGCUUCAUUGGGAGCAUCAUCUUCUCAGUGUUUUGGGUGGUUUUGCAUGGAGGCUUGUUGCUGUUCCUGCUGCUGUUGUUUGGGCGCCUGAAGCAGAACAGCAACCAGCUCAAGCCCCUGUCCGAAGCGCUGGACUUUGGGCGUUUUGGCUGGCCAUCGCAUGCAGAGGAGCGCAUGAAUUACAACCUGCAGUAUUUUGCUCCCAACUACGUGCUGUCCCUCAUCAUGGCGACGGUGCUCAGCCUCCUCACCAUCGUCAGCCCAGCCAAGAUUGGUGUCGUCCUCACCCUGUGCACCUUGCACAUGUUCCUCCGCAAGCGACCUCCAGCAGCUGUGCUUCAGGGCAUGUCUGUCUGGAACCUCCUUUUCAACCGCCGCCGCCACAACUGAGAAGCAGAUGUGCGUGAGGGGAGGCGGCAGUGUAGCGUCAGUGUGUGCAUGUUACGUGUGUUUGUGUGUGUGUGU
This is a messenger RNA of Salpingoeca rosetta, 1080 nucleotides long. RefSeq lists its product as uncharacterized. Gene Ontology annotation, molecular function: protein binding. NCBI's taxonomy places the organism in Eukaryota, Choanoflagellata, Craspedida, Salpingoecidae. The coding region runs from base 190 to 1005 and encodes 271 amino acids. The transcript has a single exon. The record is from RefSeq and is a predicted model, not a curated record.